GUUUCACUCAUUCUCCACGUAUCUUUACCAGCCGCCGAGGCUGUACUAGGUCUACGGACUCUUUCGUCCGUGUUUCUUUCUGGCAACAAGGACCUCCAAGACGACUGAAUCGCUGGCAGGAGCGUAGCGGUCGCCUAGUCGUGUUUAUUCGCCAAAAGGUCUGGGAACAAUGCUCCCAACUUUCCACUCACGCGCGCUUCUGGUGCUGGGACAUGUGUUACUGUAUUCGUCUUUUUCUCGCGCUGCUCCGACUGACAUUCCAUCCGCAGCAUCCUUCUACGUGCCGUCCUUGCCCGACAUACAUCAAGACCCAGAUCAUCCGCUGAAGAUAUAUGCAGGUCAUCUUUCGUCUGACCCAGAUGCUAUUAAGGCGCCGGUGACAGACGUGACGGCACACCUGUACUUUGUACUUGUCAAAAACCGAAGGACGGCUGACCGGGAUAGGGUUAUUUUUUGGUUUAAUGGUGGGCCCGGCUGCUCGUCUUUCGAUGGGCUCAUGAUGGAGAACGGGCCUUGGAGGAUGGACGGCAAGGGUGGAUUCAAGACAGUGGAAGGCGGGUGGGAGGAAUACACCACCAUGGUUUAUGUCGACCAGCCCGCUGGGACGGGUUUCUCUUACACGAGCACUGAUUCAUAUGUCCACACAUUCGACCAGGCCUCAGAGCAAUUACUAGAAUUCAUGCGCAACUUCUAUAAAGUAUUCCCGGAGUACCUGCGGUCAGAUACAUAUCUAGCUGGGGAGAGCUACGCAGGACAAUAUAUACCGUUUUUUGCCGAUGCUAUAUUAAAUUCCAAUCUCGGCAUACCGCUAAAAGGUGCUGCGAUAGGCAACGGCUGGAUAGAUGUACGCUCGCAGUAUCCUUCUUACAUUGACUUUAUGGUCAAAGUUGGCAUACUGGAAGAAAAUUCAGAUGCCUGGAAGGAAGCCAAACAGCAUACGGAUGACUGUGUUCAGGCCAUGAAAGAUAUAGUGGGCACGGAGCCGAUCGUUGUAGAAGAAUGUGAAGGCUUGUUACUCGAAGUGUCGCAGGUGCGGAGACGCGUUGCGGCUGGUAAAGAGAUGUGCAUGAACAUCUACGAUGUACGACUAGACGACACCUACCCUGCUUGCGGAAUGAACUGGCCUCCAGAUAUCAAGCCGGUCACAAAUUAUCUAGACCGCUCCGAUGUUGUACGCGCUCUCCAUGCGGAGGACCAUUCUACUUCGUGGACCGAAUGCCGGGGUCGUGUUCACACAGAACUGAAAGAAAAGAACUUGAAUUCAUCGAUCACUGUGCUCCCGAGUGUGAUAGAGAGAAUACCCGUUCUCAUAUUUGCGGGGGACCAAGACAUGAUUUGCAACCACGUUGGCCUCGAGUCGAUGAUUGCAAGUAUGACCUGGAGUGGAGCAACUGGCCUUGGAACAGUACAGACACAAUCCUGGACAGUGGAUGGGAGCCCUGCGGGCACAUGGGUCAGCUCAAGGAAUCUGACCUACGCGAAGAUAUUCGAUACCUCACAUAUGGCACCAUUCGAUGCACCACAUGUAGCGCAUGAUAUGAUCCUACGAUUCAUGGGUGUCGAUUUCUCCCAAAUCCUCGAAGGCUCUGCGCGUAUUCCAAGUAGCAUCGGGGACAACGCUAAGCCGCUGUUCACGGACAAGGUUGAGGAGACUACAGCACCCGUAUCAACAAAAACGCCAGAGCAGGACAAGGCUAUGUGGGAAGCGUACUACAACGCCGGUUCCGCAGCCCUUGUCCUCGUGCUCAUAUUUGUCGCCGUCGUCGGUUUCUUGUGGUGCAGAAUGCGGAAUAAGCCCAAGUUGCGUUUACCGAUGAAUAACCGGAGUGAGGAAGAGAGUAUACCCCUUAAUGCUUCCAUGGCCGACGAGAAUGGCGAUGAGGGGGCGUAUAGACAGAGGAAAGGGAAGGAACGUGCUGUUGAGCCUCCGGAGCCGCCGAUAUUUGAGCUGGGGGAUAGUGAUGAGGAGGAUGAUGAAUAUCAUAAAGGGAACCUGUAAUGAGUCGGGAUUUUCUGUAUAAUGGAUUAAUUAUAAUUUGGUGUUUUCACUUGCGGAUU
Molecule: messenger RNA, 2058 nt
Organism: Desarmillaria tabescens
Lineage: Eukaryota; Fungi; Basidiomycota; Agaricomycetes; Agaricales; Physalacriaceae
Product: Alpha/Beta hydrolase protein
Exons: 12
Coding region: 170-1999 (609 amino acids)
Biological process (GO): proteolysis; apoptotic process
Cellular component (GO): trans-Golgi network
Molecular function (GO): serine-type carboxypeptidase activity
Source: RefSeq, a predicted model, not a curated record